This is a messenger RNA of Frankliniella occidentalis (western flower thrips), 2469 nucleotides long. Its product is annotated as cubilin-like. Bases 420 to 2408 code for a protein of 662 amino acids. The record is from RefSeq and is a predicted model, not a curated record. The transcript has 5 exons. NCBI's taxonomy places the organism in Eukaryota, Metazoa, Arthropoda, Insecta, Thysanoptera, Thripidae.
UUAGAAACCGUCUAGAAAGUACGACCCCUUUCUCAGAUUCGCUUAGAUUCAUUCGAUCACUCGGCAAAUUACGAGGGCUCGGCCCCUGCAAGACUCGAGGUAGGCCGCCCCGCAGGACACGCGUGCUCUCCAGGCAGGAUGCUGCCUACCUAUCAGGCGCUAUGAGACCUAGCGUUGGCGUUAGCCGAACACGGCCGGUCACGGGCGCACUGUCUGUCUGGACGAGGACGAUGAUUUUUGUUGGACGGAGUUAAAUAACAAUCUUCUGAUUUUUACGUUUUGUCUGCUAAUUGUUGAAUGGCGAGUACAGUCGAGAGGCAAUUUACUCAAUAAAAUAAAAUCAGGAGAAAAAAUCAGAAAAAGGAAAAAAACGAAAACAAUCUAGAAAAACGGAAAAAUCUAUGUACGCUUGAAUCUUCAUGGUGGUAACCCUUGAGUACCGGGUGAUUCCUGCGUCUUCUCUGAAUCACCCGGUACAACGUCUUGGUGUGUCUGCAGGCUGCGGCGGCCGGCUGACGGCCCCGUACGGCGCGCUGCACUCGCGCAACUACCCGCAGAACUACGGCCCGGAGGACGACUGCGUCUGGAGCAUCGAGGUGGCCGAGGGCCACGCCGUGGAGCUGGAGCUGCAGGACCUGGACAUCUACGCCAGCCUCGCCGAGCGGCGCAGCGGCAACUGCUCGGGCAGCUUCCUGCAGGUGAUCGACGGCGCCGACCUGGAGGGCCGCGAGCUGCUGCGGACGUGCGGCGGCGGGCUCCCGGACAACAGGACGCUCACGUCCACGGCCAACAAGAUGACGGUGCGGAUGAAGUCGGACGGCGCGCGCUCGUCCAAGGGCUUCCGGGCGACGUACGCCACCGUGUGCGGCUCGACCAUCGUGACGGCCUCAAGCGGCGUCAUCACCUCGCACGACGCCAUCAACGUCCAGGGCAAGAACGCGAACUGCUCCUGGACCGUGAUCGCCGAGGACCCGGCCGACCACGUGACGCUCACCAUCGGCACGCUGACCGUCAGCCACCUGGACUUCAGCGAAGGCGAGGAGGACUGCUCCUCGAACAACAACGUGGAGGUGUGGGAGGGCGUGGACUCGACGGGCGUCCUCCUGGGCCGCUACUGCACGGGCCGCGUCCCGCCGGCGCUCACGAGCCGCGGCUCGGCGCUGCACAUCGUCAUGGUGUCGCCCUUCAACAGCUUCCACGGCUGGUUCUCAGCCUCGUACUCCGUCCUCAGCUCCGCCUGUGGCGGUACGUUCUCCGCCGAGCGCGGCUCGUUCGCGAGUCCCGGGUACCCGGCCAGCUACCCUCCCGGGUCCGACUGCGUGUGGACCGUGACCUCGGCGCCAGGUAACCUGGUGCAGAUGAGCUUCUCCCUCUUCAACCUGGAGUCGUCGUGGGGCUGCUUCGACGACUUCGUGGAGGUGCGCAAGGAGAGCGCCAUGGGCCCUCUCGUCGGCGUGUACUGCGGGGACGAGCGGCCGUCCAACCUCACCGCCGCCCACACGCUGUGGGUCAAGUUCAGGAGCAACGCGCAGGGCACUGCCCCCGGCUUCCUGGCAGAUUUCGCCCUGGGUACGUCCACGAGGAAAUGGAAACGUGCGGGCUACUUUCCUAUGGGCCAUGUUUGCAACUUUUGUCACGAUGCUCUCCACAGUGCACGGGAACCUGGACAUCACCGGCCGCAGCGGCGAGAUCGCGUCCCCUCUCUACCCCUCGCUGUACGCCCAGAGCGGCGACUUCGAGUGGCGCGUCACCGUCGACACGAAGAAGGCCGUCAUCCUCGACGUGAAGAGCCUCAGCACGGACCGCUUUGGCGUCGACGACUGCGACGACGUCUAUCUGGCGAUCCACGACGGCUUCGACGCCACGACGCCGCAGCUGUACAAGGACUGCGGCGCGGCGCUGCCCAGGGCCGUCACCACCACGUCCAACGUGGCCUUCGUCCGGCUGCACAACUACCCCAUCCGCCGCGCCACCACCUUCCUGCUGGCCUGGCGCGAGGUGGACCGACCCGACGGGAGCGCGACGACGGUCGAGGCCGGCGCCAACAACUGCAGCUCCACGAUCCACCUGCCGGCGGGCGGCAGCGUCAACGUGUCGAGCCCGGGCUACCCGGGCGGCUACGGCAGCAACGAGAACUGCACCUGGGUCCUCGACACGGACCCGGGCUGGCACCUGGCCGUGCUCUUCAGGGACAUGGACCUCGAGGACACGGCCGAGUGCUACAGCGACCGGGUCGAGGUGGCGAGCGGCGAGCGCGGCGGCCUCGAGUGGAAGACGCGCUUCAAGCUGUGCCAGCCCAGCGCCAUGUUCAACGACUCGUUCUUCACCACCAACUUCAUGCGCCUCAACUUCGUCUCGGACUGGGGCACGAACGGCACGGGCUUCGCCGGCACGGUGUACUCGGGUAAGCAGAGCUUCUCCCCAAACAAGUAACGGCACUUCACAAAAGAAAAAAAAAUAAUCCGUGUA